Molecule: messenger RNA, 1658 nt
Organism: Planococcus citri (citrus mealybug)
Lineage: Eukaryota; Metazoa; Arthropoda; Insecta; Hemiptera; Pseudococcidae
Exons: 4
Coding region: 191-1510 (439 amino acids)
Source: RefSeq, a predicted model, not a curated record
GCUCUACUUUUGGCAACAUUGUUAUUUAUCAAGUCCUUAUCUAUUCAUAAAACCACCUGCUUUCAAAUUUUUUGGUACCAAAAUUUAACAAAAUGAGCCUUAGAAUUCUAGAGUUCAUAGUAUAGUCUGUAUAGUUUAUAGUUUACACCUUUUUUUCGUGUAGUCCAUUUAUUUGUGAAAUCCUUCCAUCAUGUUACAACGCUUACCAUUUUCGACAUUCAACUCUCGCCUUUCUUCCAUCACUUUACUAUCAAAAGUGAAUAUAUAUAAUUCAACUACUUCAUGUGCUUCGAAUCGGGAAUCCUUGAGAAAGAAAAAUUACUACAGUCGGAGUUUCCAUUCAAAAUCGACAUUUUUAGUGAAAUCAUACAGUAUGGUUGUUCCGUUGAUUACUUCUCUUCGCAAAGUACCAGUUUAUUUACAAACAGCGUCAUAUUGCAGCCGGUCAACACAACAUGUGACUCUGAAUAUGGAUAGCACUAGCAGUAACGAUAACUCUGCUCAAUUCACAUCAAAACCCAGCUCUGAAGUUGAUGUUGGGAUAAGAAAUAACACAGUUUCUGUCAAUGAUGCUACGUGUGAACGUUCUCAUGAUGAUGAACAGUGCUCGCCAGUUUCAAAAAGGAGUAAAAAUUCAUCAGUUGAAGGUUCAUCAGAUGCUGAUACAUCUCCAUCAACUAGGAUCCCUGUUGUAGUCUUCGAUAUCGAUAAUACACUUUGUUAUAGUUGGUUGUCGUCUGAGGAACGGGAAGAAAAAACCAUUAGGAAGAGUUUGUCGGAAUGCCCGAUCAUUGUUUGGAAUCAGCAUUACAGCAAAGACGGAUCCAUUGAUAGAUAUCCGCAUGUAUUUCUACCUCACCUAAAAAUUUUAUUCGAUUAUUUAUUGGAGCAAGGCGUACGAAUUGUUUUUUUUUCUUCUGGCCCCAAGGAGAGAAAUCUGACGGUUAUUCCAGAACUGCUUAUGUCGUUCUGGGGUAGUGAGAAAUUUGAAGCCCUGAAAGCAAAAGGACAAUUUGACAUUUUUUCUAAGGAUCAUAUGCGUAAAGGACGAACUGCUCCUGGCGAACAAGGAAACUAUGUAAAAGAUUUAAAAGUAGUUGUUGGAGACGGCGAAACAUUGUUGGAUGCCAUCUUAGUGGAAGAUGACCCCUCUUUCGUUGCUCAUGAUCAGAAACCAUGUUUAUAUAUCAUAGAUUUAACUGAUUUAAUGUUUUCGGCCAUAAUGGAUAAAGACGAGAUAGAUAAAAAUAAACAGCAGUAUAGUAUGUGGCGGGGAAAAAGUGACAUUUUUUGUUUGAAUAGUGUUUACUACAUGCUCGGUGUGUUCAAGACCUAUUUUGAAAAUGAGAAUUACAAGGUGUUGCCUUUAAGAGAAGGCUUGAAUCAACUUGUACCUAAGAAACCAUGCUACGGUGAUUUUUUUGAGGAGGAGAACUCGUUUGUCGAUGAUAUGAUUAAUUUGGGAUUAUCAGAGGUUCGGAAACUGGUACCUGAUGCUGUGUAUUAUUGAUUAUAAUAUAAUAUCCGUCUCGUCUGUAAUUUAUUCUAGAUUACUUACCGGAUUUUAAGUUUUCUUAUGUACAUAUGUGUAUUGAAAAUGUGUUCAAAAAAAUUAUUAUUGACUGAAUAAAGUAGUUUCUUAGGUGAUUAACAAAUUA